Messenger RNA from Phytophthora nicotianae INRA-310, 3174 nucleotides. RefSeq names its product alanine-tRNA ligase. The transcript has a single exon. Gene Ontology annotation, molecular function: nucleic acid binding; alanine-tRNA ligase activity; aminoacyl-tRNA deacylase activity. Gene Ontology annotation, biological process: alanyl-tRNA aminoacylation; tRNA modification. NCBI's taxonomy places the organism in Eukaryota, Oomycota, Peronosporomycetes, Peronosporales, Peronosporaceae. The record is from RefSeq and is a predicted model, not a curated record. Gene Ontology annotation, cellular component: cytoplasm; mitochondrion. Bases 76 to 3060 code for a protein of 994 amino acids.
CAAUCACAACGUGCUACUCCCUUUUAGAUCGCUGGACAAGGCAUCACUUCCGCAUUAGACGGCAAGAAUCAAGCCAUGAGCGGACUAGAGAGCAAGGUGACGUCGCAGGAGAAGGCCGUGGCGGCCUCGGACGUGCGCGUGGAGGCACUUGAGGGACAGGUGGCUGACCUGUCCCCCUUCUCGGUGGAGAACUGGCCCGCCGCGCGCAUCCGUAAGACGUUCGUCGAGUACUUUGAGAACCAGAAGGACCUUCCGCAUACUUUCUACAAGUCUUGCCCCGUGGUGCCUCUGGACGACCCGACGCUGCUGUUUAUCAACGCUGGUAUGAACCAGUACAAGCCCAUCUUCCUGGGUCAGGUGGACCCUUCACACCCCAUGGCCAAGCUCGUGCGCGCCUGUAACUCGCAAAAAUGCAUCCGUGCUGGCGGUAAGCACAACGACCUGGAUGAUGUGGGUAAGGACGUGUACCACCACACGUUUUUCGAGAUGCUGGGCAACUGGAGCUUCGGCAACUACUUCAAGAAGGAGGCUGUGCACUUGAGCUUCACGCUACUCACUGAGGUCUUCGGCAUCGACAAGGACCGUCUGUAUGCUACCUACUUCGGCGGCGAUGAGAAGCAGGGACUGCCUUCCGAUGAGGAAACUCGCGAGAUCUGGCUCAACUACCUUCCUGCCGAGCGUGUGCUUCCUUUCGGCUGCAAGGACAGCUUCUGGGAGAUGGGAGACGUGGGUCCGUGCGGUCCGUGUACCGAGAUCCACUACGAUCGCAUCGGUAACCGUGACGCCUCCAAGCUCGUGAACGCUGACCUGCCCGAUGUUAUUGAGAUCUGGAACAACGUUUUCAUCCAGUUCAACCGCGAGCAGGACGGUAAACUCGUGCCGUUACCGCACAAGCACGUGGAUACCGGUAUGGGUUUCGAGCGUCUGGCUUCGAUCCUGCAGGGCAAGGACUCGAACUACGAUACGGACGUGUUUACUCCUCUGUUCGCUGCUAUCCAGAAGUCCACCAAGGCGGCUCCGUACACUGGUAAGCUCGGUAAGGAGGACCCGGACAAGAAGGACAUGGCCUACCGUGUGGUGGCGGACCACGUGCGUACGCUGACGUUCGCUAUCACGGACGGCGCUGUGCCCAGCAAUGACGGCCGUGGUUAUGUGCUGCGUCGUAUUCUGCGUCGUGCUGUACGUUACGGUCAGCAGUUCCUGAACGCGCCUAGCGGCUUCCUCACGGAGCUGGUGCCCGUUGUGGUGAACAUGCUGGGUGAGGCCUUCCCGGAGCUGAUCCAGAAACAGAAGGAGGUAGAGGAGAUUAUCCUGGACGAGGAAAAAUCUUUCGGUCGUACUCUGAACAAGGGUAUUGAGCGCUUCAAGAAGAUUGCUCAGGGUAUUCGUGAAGCUAACAAGCUUGUGGUGCCUGGAGAGGACGCGUUCUUCUUGUACGACUCGAUGGGUUUCCCUAUUGACCUGACAGAGAUUAUGGCUGAAGAGGAGGGUAUGACUGUGGACAUUAAGGGCUACGAGGAGUGCAUGCGUCUGCAGAGUGAACGCUCCAAGAUGGACCGCAAGAAGGGCGGCAGCAACGGUGCUCGUCCGCUGGUUCUGGAGGCCCGUGAGACCAGUACACUUGCUGGCAAGCACAUUAGCGCUACGGACGACAUGGCCAAGUACGAGUGGAACAUCAAGACUCCCGCGAAGGUGGUUGCUAUCUUCACUACCACCGAGUCCAGCUCGGACUUCGUGGACGAGGUGAAGGCUGGCGACUUUGAGCGUGUGGGUGUCAUUCUAGACAAGACGUCAUUCUACUCGCAGGCUGGUGGCCAGAUCUACGACACGGGUGUGCUGUCUGCGGCCAACUUUAAGCUGGACGUGGACUCUGUCGAGUCGUACGCUGGUUACGUGAUGCACAUGGGCCCUAUUGCUUCGGGCUCCAUCAAGGUUGGCGACUCUGUGGAGUGCCAGGUGGACUACGCUCGUCGUGCCAAGAUUGCCCCCAACCACACCAUGACGCACGCUCUAAACUUUGCGCUGCGUAAGGUGCUGGGCACUGUUGUGGACCAGCGUGGAUCGCUUGUGGACGAGUCGCGUCUGCGUUUCGACUUCACUAACAACAAGGCGCUGAAGCCCAACCAGCUCGCUGAAGUGGAGGCUAUUUGCGACGACAUUAUCAAGCAGCAGCUGGAGGUGUACACGCAGAACUCGGCUCAGGCGGAGGCCAAGCGCAUCCAAGGUCUGCGUGCCGUAUUCGGUGAGACAUACCCGGACUUCGUUCGCGUUGUUUCCAUUGGCCAGCCCAUUGCUCCGAUGCUUGAGGACCCGGAGAACAGCAAUUGGAGCAACUUCUCGGUGGAAUUCUGCGGUGGCACUCACUUGAAGAACACCAAGGAGGCCAAGAAGUUUGUGUUGUAUGAGGAAGGCGCCAUUGCCAAGGGUAUCCGUCGUGUGUCCGCCUACACGUGCGAUCUGGCUGUUGAAGCCGAGGAACGUGGUGCCAAGCUGCAGGCUGAACUCGAUGCUAUCGACAAGCUGGACGGCAACGAGUUCGUCGAGAGUGUGUCGGCCUUCAAGCCUGUGCUUGAUCAGGCGUUGAUCUCGCUGCCGUUGAAAGACAAGCUCCGGAAGCAGGUGGACGGUCUGGUGACCCGCGUCAAGAAGAUCAAGAAGGAGGCUGCUGCUGCUCGCGCUGCCAACGGUGUUCGUGACGCUACUGCUGAAGCCACGAAGGCCAAGGAGGCUGGACAGGAGAUCGUCAUCGUCAAGUUCGACGUCGGCACGGACUCGAAGCUUGGUCGUGAGAUGCUGGAGGCCAUGAGCACCAUCAUCCCCACAGGCAGCUUCAUGAUCUUCAGUACCGACUCGGACGCCAACAAGACGGCGGCCUUCACGCAGGUGAGCCAGCACCACGUCGACACUAAGCAGCUGGACGCCCGCAAGUGGGUGAACCACGCCAUGGCUGUGAUGAAGGGCAAGGGUGGCGGUAAGGACGCUCUCAACGCCACGGGUCAGGCCAAGACGGUCGAGAAGGUCGACGAGGCUGUGACACUCGCCAAGUCCUUCGUCCAGUAAGCAGGGGGCGACGUCGUUACGCUCUAACUGGUAAAUGUCAUGGAUUCUUUUUCCUGCAUAGAAUCUGUUCUACAUUUGUUUGGGAGCGGUUUGCAGCUCAACUACAGUGUCCAC